Molecule: messenger RNA, 891 nt
Organism: Fukomys damarensis (Damara mole-rat)
Lineage: Eukaryota; Metazoa; Chordata; Mammalia; Rodentia; Bathyergidae
Product: zinc finger protein 852
Exons: 2
Coding region: 1-891 (296 amino acids)
Source: RefSeq, a predicted model, not a curated record
AUGGAGAAUUCAGAGCUCCCUGCAAAGGCCAUUUCUAAGCCAUCGGAGACACCUGAGAGGUCAUCCGAGGGCCUCCUCGGGGUGGCUCCCAGACCGGACGCUGGCGAUGGCUGUGAAGAUGCUUUAGAGCAGCUGGGAGGGAGGCCCUUGGACGAAGGAGGGAGUGGAUUGGAAACGUGGGAAAGUGUUCCGUCGGAGGCCACGCCCCCUCGGCCCCCGCAGAGUCCGCAGUGGGGAGAAGCCGGCGAGUGUGGCGAGUGUGGCGAGUGCGGCGAGGCGUUCAGUCGGAGGAAGUGUCUCAUUCGACACCAGAGCCUCCACGCUGGGGCAAAACCACGCAAAUGUAGUGACUGUGGGAAAGCCUUCACUCAAAACCCUCAGCUCACUGACCGUGAGCGAAUUCACACUGGAGAAAGACCUUGUGAAUGCAGUGAGUGUGGUGAGGCAUUUGGUCUGAGUAAGUGCCUUGUUCGGCGCCGGAGACUUCACACAGGUGCAAAACCCUAUAAAUGCAAUGAAUGUGGAAAAUCCUUUAAUCAAAACUCUCGCCUCGUUAUACACCAGAGAAUUCACACUGGUGAGAAACCCUACGAAUGCAGUGAGUGUGGGAAGGUCUUCAGUGCCAGCUCUAGCCUGAUGGUACAUCGGAGAACACAUACUGGGGAGAAACCCCAUAAAUGCGAGGAUUGUGGGAAAGCCUCGGCGACAGCUCACAGCUUAUCGUGCCCCGGAGAGUUCACACUGGAGAGAAACCUUAUGAGUGUAUUGACUGCGGGAAAGCCUUUAGUCAGCGUUCCACUUUUAACCACCGCCAACGGACUCACACUGGAGAGAAGCCCUCAGGUCUGCCUCAUCCUUCAGGUGCCGGUCUUAGACAGUAAAGGACUUUGA